CUUACCCGAGCUGGAUGGAAAUCGUUCUCUUCCAGGUGGAAUUGGAUGUAUAAAGGAGACGCUCCCUUGUUUCAAGCCAACUGGUUUGUGAAUUCGUCUCUUAGGAAGGAGCUCGGCUCACACGAACCAGUUGUCUUGAACAGAUUCAUUCAUUUCAGUUCCUGGGAGCCCCGUUACCCGGGUCUUGGGUUGGUGCUGCCGUCACAGGAGCUCUGGUCCCGGGUCCCGCCGCGUCCCUGCACCCUCUGCCCCCACUAGCACUAGCAGGGAGGGCAGAGCCGCCCGUGGAUUCUAGGAAAGGUGGAGCCAGCCGCGCAGGUCGAAGGAGCCUGGACUCCGUCAGAAGGCACGUCCCUGCCGGUCCCCCUGCUCACGUCUGCAGCCGCUGAAGACCCGCAUGGCGAGCCGCCGAGACGUCCCCGCGCCGCGUCCUGGGUGAGGCCUGGCGGCCCCGCCUCCGCGCGGCUCCGGAAGCGGCGGCCCGCGCGCCCGGCUCCACGCGCGCCCAGCGCCUGUCGGUGCUUCCGCCGGUCCCGGCGGCGAUGGCGGCGGGGCGUGCGCGGCCCGUGAGGGUGCUGGUGGACAUGGACGGCGUGCUGGCCGACUUCGAGGCCGGCCUCCUGCGGGGCUUCCGCCGCCGGUUCCCCGGGGAGCCGCACGUGCCGCUGGAGGAGCGCCGCGGCUUCCUCGCCCGCGAGCAGUACCGAGCCCUGCGGCCGGACCUGGCGGACAAAGUGGCCAGUGUGUAUGAAGCCCCGGGCUUUUUCCUAGACCUGGAGCCCAUCCCCGGAGCCUUGGAAGCCAUGCGGGAGAUGAACGCCAUGCAGGACACCGAGGUCUUCAUUUGCAGCAGCCCUCUGAUGAAGUAUGAACACUGUGUGGGCGAGAAGUAUCGCUGGGUGGAGAAGCACCUGGGGCCCCAGUUUGUAGAGCGCAUUAUCCUGACGAGGGACAAGACGGUGGUCUUAGGGGACCUGCUCAUUGAUGACAAGGACACCAUUCGAGGCCAAGAGGAGACCCCAAGCUGGGAGCACAUCUUAUUCACCUGCUGCCACAACCAGCACCUGGCCCUGCCCCCCACAAGGAGACGGCUGCUCUCCUGGAGUGACAACUGGAGGGAGAUCAUAGGCAGCAAGCGGGGAGCUGUGCAGCAGGACGGACGGACCUAGGGCUGCUGCAGGAGUAGGCCAAGGGACCAGGGCCGUGGACAGUAGCUGAAGGAAGGGAAGGCAGGCCAGCAGGGAACCCCAACAUAGCUGAGUGACAGGGCAUCACUGUGGCAGUGACCUCUGGCACCAGGGAGAUGCAGUAAUCUCUGCUCUCACAGGCCAGCCACCUGGCAGCUCCAGAGAUGGCUGGCAUGGAAACAAGGGAAAUCAGUCAGGAACCUUUUAAUAAAACACUCUGGCUCA
This is a messenger RNA of Hipposideros armiger (great roundleaf bat), 1412 nucleotides long. It is a transcript of the gene NT5C, whose product is annotated as 5', 3'-nucleotidase, cytosolic. Gene Ontology annotation, cellular component: mitochondrion. NCBI's taxonomy places the organism in Eukaryota, Metazoa, Chordata, Mammalia, Chiroptera, Hipposideridae. The transcript is spliced from 5 exons. Gene Ontology annotation, biological process: pyrimidine deoxyribonucleotide catabolic process. The coding region runs from base 543 to 1169 and encodes 208 amino acids. The record is from RefSeq and is a predicted model, not a curated record. Gene Ontology annotation, molecular function: 5'-nucleotidase activity.